This is a messenger RNA of Rana temporaria (common frog), 10563 nucleotides long. RefSeq names its product diacylglycerol kinase eta (gene DGKH). The record is from RefSeq and is a predicted model, not a curated record. Gene Ontology annotation, biological process: intracellular signal transduction; lipid phosphorylation; diacylglycerol metabolic process. The transcript has 30 exons. The coding region runs from base 2565 to 6113 and encodes 1182 amino acids. Lineage: Eukaryota; Metazoa; Chordata; Amphibia; Anura; Ranidae. Gene Ontology annotation, molecular function: protein binding; ATP-dependent diacylglycerol kinase activity.
AAACGAUCAAUAUAUAAUGUCCUGCAACUUCAAAGAUGUAGAAAAAGUCUAUGUAAUCUCUAUAAUGAAUAAAUAAAUGGUCCAAGUAAAAUGAGGUAACUUGAUGAAUCUAGGACCUUCCUGUAAGAUAAAUGGCAAUCUGCGGGAAUGUACAAGUCCCAAUGGGAAUGUCCACAAUGAAAUAAAUGAAUGAUGCUUGUUAUCCACAGACUGGUCUCCCAGAACUCUCACCUCAAUUUAUGUAGCAAUUCACAUUGUGUAUGUGAUCCAGCCUCGAACAUACUCUCUCUUCUACUCUCUCCAACUCUGUGGUAACUCUAUCUGUCAGCCUCUGCUGUUCCUGCAAGUGGCCAAUUUCUUCCACUGACCUGUCACACUAUGCGAUUACAUAGACUUUUUCAACAUCUUUGAAGUUGCUGGACAUUAUGUAUUGAUCGUUUUACUUAUUCUUUGUUUAUCAUCCAAUAUUCCUAUAUUUUAUUUUUUUAACAUUUCCACGUUGAACAUUAUUUUCACGUUUAAUAUUAUGUUCCCUCAAUAGGGUAUUUUGUAGUGGUAUCACUAGCGCGAGAUCACCUCUGUAUUUAUAUUUUUAUAACCAGUAUGAAUAUAGCGCCAUCAAUUUACACAUCACUUUACUUUCUCUCUUUUUUCUUUUUUUUUUUAAGCUACAGAGCACCACAGGCACCCUGGUAUUAGAUGGUUUUGGUAAACCUGAAGAGAAAAACCUGCAGGAAAACUGAUGGUGUGUGUGGGGCUUUAGGUCCCUAACGCACAUUCAUACAUACAAAUACUAGGUCUAAUUUCCUCCUAAUUUCAUGUAUGGGUGUCACAGGGGCAGAGACUAAGAGGAAAUCUAAUAAGUGGGUUCAAAGACAGCAAGAAAACAUUCAGUUUAACUAAAGGCCAAACUCAUUUGUUUUUGUUUUGAAUAGGUUGGAGAGGGAUUAGAACACUUGUCAGUUAAUUUUUAUUACUUUUUUUGGUGUCCCCCAUUGGGGAGAUUCACCCUGCCUAUUUUUCAUGUUUACCAUUAUCGUCAAAAGUGAAAGUAAAAGAAAAUCCCAAAUUUUGGGUUGACACCAGAACAGUAAUAGAGGGGAAAUCUUCCAAUAGGGACACUAGUUCUGGUGACCAUGUUGAUACACUAGAAGUCCCUCACUUUUGAAGGGAUUUCCUCUGACUUCCUGUUUUGGCUAUGGGACAUGAAGGGAAGGGGAAUCUCCCCAAUGGGACACAAAUGGAAAAAAAUAAAUAAAAGGAAAAAUAAACUACUAAUGGGGCUUAUAACCUUCCCUUACAAUACAUAAAAUGUUAAAAAAAAUAUUGAAUUCUUUUUUUUUUUUAAAACUGCACUUGCGCUUGACGCAUAUAAUGUGGAUAGAAAGGAAUUGGCUUCAUUAAAUUUUAAUGGUAGGGCCAGUGAGCAAAUAUUGUGAUUGGAUCCAGGUCUUUGCUCCCUUGUUAAUGGAACUCUACUAUCUGGAUUUAGAGUCCAGCAUAAAGUCCUGGGGACCACACAUUUUAAUAAGCAAGUCUCAUGGCUGAAGCAUUUUUUUUUUUUGCCCACUACAUUGGUCCUAAACUCCCAAUUUUUCAGCAUUGAAUUAGGACAGGAUUGGCCAACUGAUCUUGCCCAUUGCCUGAGAUAAAGAUUCUGGUCUCAGUUCCAGAGUUGAUUUGUCCCAUAUGGUGACAUUAUUGCAUCAAUGUAGACUUAUUCUUUGUAACUUGCUGAAUGAUGCAAACUUCUUCAAAUGAAUAAUAUGAGUAUAUUUUUAUGAUUGCCGUGUUCGCAUAUUCUAGUCAUUUUCUUGUUUGCUAUAUGUGUGCUUACAGUUGAGCACUUUUCUUGUUUGCUUGAUGGAAGACAAGCUGGUGCUCACUCUACUUAACCAUGGAUGUGCAGAUUGCCUGUUCUGUUGCUGCCUUAUUUACUUACAGAGCCUUUAUGUUUCCGUGAUGAAUUGGAAAGGGAAAGAUUUGGGCCUGUAGAUGGUGGUGUAGAUAAGAACUGAAAACAAGCUAUUAUCUGUUUCAUUUUCUGGCAGUUACAAUUAUGGAGGAAAUGACUGGCUGUCUUUACCUUACUAACAGAGCAAUUUACCAUAUUUUAUCAUUGAUCACAUCUAAUUACAAACUGUGUCUGUUUGAACUCUAAAUGGUGUAAAAGCUGCCUUUAAAAAGGACUACAUUAAUGGACAUUAGGAAACUAGGCAAAUUCAAUUUUCUAAUUACAUUUACUGUGCAGAUCAAAUAUACACAAACCAGAUUUAAAUGCCAGAUGUCCAAUUCAAUUUAACUACAUAUACAUUACUUGUUUUUUGUGUAAAGCAUCAAAUUUGGGAGCUAGCUCACAAACUUGGUGUUCCUCAUAAAUCUCGCUGCAGAUGAGAUUUUAGCUGGACUUUUUCUCCUCGCUCUGAGCCUAGUUCCUUCCCAUUUUGGUCCUUUGCCAGUAAUCUUCGGCAUGCAGAAGCUGGCUCUUUCCUUUGCCUUUUCCAUAAAGCACUUGGGUACUGACAAGCGUUCCACACACAGCUCCGAACUUGGGGCGUAUGUAAAUGUGGGAUCAAGCUAUCCUUUUCUGGAAUUCUUCCUCUCAGACAGUAAAUGUUUGUCUUGAGACAAGUAUCAAAGAAGGAUUAUUACUGAAGCAAACCAGUUCAUUUCAAAGAUGGAAAAAACGCUAUUUUAAGCUUCGGGGCAGAACCCUGUACUAUGCCAAGGAUUCAAAGUCUCUUAUAUUUGAUGAGGUUGACUUGUCAGAUGCAAGCGUCGCUGAGUCAAGUACAAAAAAUGUCAACAACAGCUUCACGAUAAUCACCCCUUUUAGAAGACUAAUAUUGUGUGCUGAGAACAGAAAAGAAAUGGAAGACUGGAUCAGCUCACUGAAGUCCGUGCAGUCCAGAGAGCAUUACGAGACCGCACAGUUUAAUGUGGAACAUUUCUCAGGAAUGCAUAACUGGUACGCCUGCUCCCAUGCCCGACCUACCUUCUGUAAUGUGUGCAGAGAAAGCCUGUCAGGGGUCACCUCCCAUGGGUUGUCUUGUGAAGUAUGUAAAUUUAAAGCUCAUAAGCGGUGUGCUGUAAGAGCAACAAAUAACUGCAAAUGGACAACGCUGGCCUCCAUUGGGAAAGAUAUUAUUGAGGAUGAGGACGGUAUAGCUAUGCCCCAUCAGUGGCUAGAGGGAAACCUUCCUGUUAGUGCCAAAUGUGCUGUUUGUGACAAAACCUGUGGCAGUGUCUUGCGUCUACAGGAUUGGCGGUGCCUUUGGUGUAAAGCAAUGGUACAUACCGCAUGCAAGGACCAGUACCCUCGAAAGUGUCCGCUUGGCCAAUGCAAGGUGUCUAUAAUACCUCCAACAGCACUCAACAGUAUAGAUUCUGAUGGGUUCUGGAAAGCAACCUGCCCGCCCUCUUGUGCCAGCCCACUGCUCGUAUUUGUUAAUUCCAAAAGUGGAGACAAUCAGGGUGUGAAAUUCCUCCGGAGGUUCAAGCAGUUGCUAAAUCCUGCUCAGGUGUUUGACUUGAUGAAUGGAGGACCUCAUUUAGGUUUACGAUUAUUUCAGAAGUUUGAUAAUUUCCGAAUUCUUGUAUGUGGAGGAGAUGGAAGUGUGGGCUGGGUUUUGUCUGAGAUAGAUAAGCUAAGCUUACAUAAACAGUGUCAGCUGGGGGUUCUUCCAUUGGGUACUGGAAAUGACUUGGCACGGGUUCUCGGCUGGGGUAGCACCUGUGAUGAUGAUACACAACUUCCUCAGAUCCUAGAAAAAUUGGAACGUGCAAGUACAAAGAUGCUGGACCGAUGGAGCAUAAUGUCAUAUGAGCUGAAAUUACCAUCAAAGACAUGUAUCCUCCCUAUAUGUCCAGAAGAGGAGUCUGAUGAGUUUCAGAUAUCUGCAUAUGAAGACUCAGUGGCAACUCAUCUGGCUAAAAUUCUGAAUUCAGACAAGCAUUCCAUAGUCAUAUCAUCUGCAAAGGUGUUGUGUGAGACUGUUAAAGACUUUGUUGCAAAAGUUGGGAAAACCUAUGAAAAACCAACGGAACACUCGGAGGAGGCAGAAGCAAUGGCGGUAAAGUGUUCGACACUGAAUGAAAAGCUUGAUCUUCUGCUUCAGACACUCCAUGCUGAAGCGCAAGCCACUCCAUUGUUGACGCACUUAACACCACCAAUUGUUGAGGAAGAGGUGGAGGAGGAAUUCUCAAGUGAAGAAUCUCUAUCUGAGAGCAAGGAGCAUUUAGCAGACAGCAUUACAAAGUCUUCCACGGCAAAGCUCUUCAAGUCAAGGGAGCAGCUCAUGAUACGAGCCAACAGCUUAAAAAAAGCAGUCAGGCAAAUCAUAGAACAAGCUGAAAAAGUGGUGGAUGAGCAAAAUGCACACACUGAGGAACAGGAGAACCAGGCUGCAGAGGAGUACAGAAAAGAGUUAGAAGAGUCAAAAGAAGAGGAGAAAGAUGAGGACACCAGGGACUUUGAUAGCUCAUCAGGCAAAGCUCCACGUUCUCCAGACAGACGUACUAAUAGAAGCAUACAUUCUCACUCAGGCUCAUUCUCGAGCCCACCCUUGGCAUCUAGUAAAGAGAAUCUUCCUGUUUUAAACACACGAAUAAUCUGCCCAGGUCUAAGAGCUGGCUUGGCAGCUUCCAUUGCUGGUAGCUCCAUCAUCAACAAAAUGUUAUUGGCAAAUAUGGAUGCCAUUGGUGCUUCUCCUUUUAUUGACCCGGAUUCUGAUACCUUAGAAGGCUAUUCAGAAAAAUGUGUAAUGAACAAUUACUUUGGUAUUGGUUUAGAUGCAAAGAUAUCCCUAGAAUUUAAUAAUAAACGAGAAGAGCACCCUGAGAAAUGCAGAAGCAGAACCAAAAACAUGAUGUGGUAUGGAGUACUUGGCACCAAAGAAUUGCUGCAAAGAACCUACAAGAAUUUAGAGCAAAAGGUUCAACUUGAGUGUGAUGGGCAGUACAUCCCACUACCCAGCCUCCAGGGUAUUGCAGUGUUAAACAUUCCUAGUUAUGCCGGUGGCACCAAUUUCUGGGGUGGAACCAAAGAAGAUGAUAUAUUCGGUGCUCCCUCAUUUGAUGAUAAAAUUUUAGAAGUAGUGGCAGUAUUUGGGAGCAUGCAAAUGGCAGUUUCCAGGGUGAUCAAGCUCCAGCAUCACAGGAUAGCUCAGUGCCGGUCCGUGAAGAUCACUAUUCUCGGAGAGGAGGGUGUUCCCGUACAAGUAGAUGGUGAAGCAUGGAUUCAGCCACCUGGGGUGAUUAAAAUUGUACACAAAAACAGGGCUCAGAUGUUAACCAGGGACAGGGCUUUUGAAAACACUUUGAAGUCCUGGGAGGACAAGCAGAAAUACGAUUCGUGUAAGCUUGCUCUGCGUCCUCACUCUCCACAAGCUGUUGACCUAGCUUCUGAGGAAGAGGUCACCCUCAUUCAUCUGUGCUCACAGGCUGCUGAGGAACUAAUUACAAGAAUAUGUGAAGCUGCAAAAAUCCACAGUCUGCUGGAACAAGAGCUGGCUCAUGCAGUGAAUGCUUGCUCACAUGCACUAAACAAAGCCAAUCCUAGAUUUCCAGAGAAUCUCACUAGGAACACUGCCAUUGAAGUAGCAAUAAACGUGAAGGCACUGCACAAUGAAACAGAAUCACUUUUGGUUGGGAGAGUACCACUGCAGCUGGAAUCUCAUCAUGAAGAACUUUUGUCCAAUGCACUGCAUGAUGUGGAAGUGGAGUUAACAAAGCUUGCAGAGCUCCCCUGGCUGUAUUAUGUCUUGCAGCCAGAUGAAGAAGAGGAUCCUCCCAUGGAAUAUACUAAAAGACACAGUAGAAGCACAGUAUUUCGCAUAGUGCCAAAGUUUAAAAAGGAAAAGGCUCAAAAACAUAAGACCAGCCCUCAGCCUGUUCAGAAGUGGGGCACAGAUGAAGUGGCAGCUUGGCUGGAUCUGCUGAGUUUGGGAGAGUACAAAGAAAUCUUCAUCCGUCAUGACAUCCGCGGUUCAGAGCUAGUACAUCUGGAAAGGCGGGAUCUUAAGGAUCUGGGGAUAAUGAAAGUGGGUCAUAUGAAGCGAAUUCUACAGGGAAUUAAGGAACUCAGCAAAAAUGCAUCUUUAUCUGACGUUUGAAGGAGGUGUCCAUAAAUGGAAAAAGGCCUGACCAGAGAACCGAGUUGAUUUAGAGGCACAAUGUGGUUUUAGUUUACAAUAUAAAUGUGGAAACCAGGAGGAUAAAGUUUGGAGCAUUGUGCACUUGGCUAUUGUGUUAGCAAUUUGGUGCCAACGUUUUGAGAAGUUUAGAUCUGCAUGACUUGCUUACUUGUUUAGAAAUGACCGUGGUGGUUGGAAAAUUAAUGCUCUUUGAUUGCUGUGGCACUAUUAAGUGCCAUAUAUAAAAAGUGAAAACUUUUAAUGGUUUAAAGUUACCAAGCUUCCUUGUAUGAGGCCCAGACUUCCAAAUAACAGGAAAGGCCAACAUAAAAUGGGUCAAGCCUAAGUUGGUAGUCUUGGUUCAUGCUGCCUCAGGUACCAUUCCCUCAUUGGCCAAGGAGUAUGACUGAAAAUAAAAAAAAACACUUUAUACAUUUAAAGUGAAUGCAAAUGAACAUGCAUGGAGUGCCUGUUGACGUUGGAUUUUAGUUGCAUGACAUAUCGGAUACGAAAACAAAACAAAAAACACACACAAAAACUUGAACAAUUUUUAUAUUGAUUUUACUAAGUUUUAAUUUAUUACUACUGAUGUGUCUUUUGGCUGAAGGCACUUUUGUAUUAUGUGUUGUAUAUUUUUGCAUGAGUAUGUUCUGUGGCAGGAGAUUUGUGGAUGUGAAGAUGUAGCUCAUGUGCCAUGUAUCUUCAAAAACUGAUGUGCAUUAUGUAUGUUCAACAUAUUUAUUAUAGCUAAUCAAUAUUGUUUUGAAAUUAACUUUGAUAGACAUAGCUUAUCAAAAUUACAUUUUGCAAUGAUGGUUACCUCACAAAAUUUAUCUUGUAAUUUCUUGGGGACUCUUGAUUUGUUUUCCAUUGCCUUAUGUUAUUUAGGUUAUUGAAUUUCAGUGACAUUUCUCGGCAGUUUUCAGCUCAAAGAAAUCGGGUAGCAAUAUGAUAGAUGUGGCUGCUGUCUGGCCACCAGGGUUACAGUAGCAUGUGUACACAAAUGCCCUCACUGCUUUAGGCCAAGAUACCUGGCUAAAGUCCUCCUUUACUGUUCUUUCUGUAGCUCAAUCUAGGCAGCUAAUGUGUCUUGUUUACUCUUGCUUGGUUCACUUCUGCCUUAUUCAAUCAGAAUUCUUACUCUUAAGGACUUAUGGUCACACCAGCAGCCACUGCUGCCAUGGCUACUGGUGUGCACAUUGAAGGGAUCGGUGCAGAUGCAUUUUAAAAACACAUCACACGGUUUACUUUACUAAACUGUCAAAAAAUGACACUUGAUUCAUCAUUAUGCACUGCAGCACAUUUAGAAGCAGUGUAGUGCAUUGCAACACCCAGCGCUGAAAUUGUACAGCAUAUUCUGAUUUGUUCUUAUUGGUAGCUUCAGUGUAUUGCACUUAACCAACAUAUAACACUUAAGAAUAAGAACUCUUUAUUAGAACAAGGUAGUUUGUGUCUUUAUAAACCUUUUUGUAGUGGAAUACACAUAUGUGUAGUUAAACAUCUUUGAAUCAAACAUUUAAUUGCAUAUUCUUUUUGCAGAGUUGCUUGUAGACCAAAUCAAGUGAUAAGGUAUAUCAACUACAGGCUGCUGCUUAUAGCUGAUGUUAAAUGUUGUGAACCAGUACCAGUAAAAAGAUGUCAUUGGUAUUUUUCAUCUGUUAGGCAUAAUGUCCGCCCAGCUGAAGUAGAUGCUUUUAUUGUCAAAGUUUUAACACACUAGUUGAAUGAUAUAGGCUAACAUACAAUGGUAUGGUUCAUAGUACUGCCAUUUAAUGCAAAAUACAUACUUCUAGCUUUCAAAUGUGGCAUGAUUAUGUUCCAGCCACUAGUAAACCACUGUUUAAAAACCUGGUUAUUUAAUGUGGCAUAAUGCAUCCAUCAGCCUCGUAAUAACACAUGGGCAUGAUUUGUGCCUCUUUAUUUUGUAGUCCUAAAUGCUGUGGAUCACAGCAUUUAAAUAUAGAUAAAUAUUUUUUUUUUUACUUAGAUGAACGCAUUUUUAUUGAUUUAUUAAAGCAAUGGGCUGAUAGUAAGCGCUCCGCAUACUUCCCCCCAAGCUUGCACACAUUAUUUCUAAGCUGAUAAAGCACUUUAAUAUAAAUCAUGCGAUCCUGUCCUUGACAUCCACUUAAACGUGUAGCAUGAAAAGUACCAGCAUCCUACCUCCCCUAUUACUUUCAUUAUGAACUCUCUCUUUUUUGUUCAGUAAAUUUGUGGCCAUAAUUUGCAGUGUUUUUUCAUGGUUAUAAGUAUUUAAUGAUUCGGUGAUGUGCUAACCGAAAAUGAAUUUAGAAGCAGCCAUGUGGGCUCUGCCAUCGUUUAUAAGAAGUACCUCAAUUAUGUCACUGAUUUCUGGUUUGUUGGUGUUCUUAGUAGUGAAACUGCACAGAUUUCUUUCAGAAGAAUGUAGAGGAGAACAUUCAGAAUUUUUAGUCAUCAAAUCAUAAACCCUAAUCUACUGUAACUGUAAAACCUUGGUUAAAACACAAUAGAAAGUAUUGAAAUGGUUAGUUCACCUAAAACAUUUUUUAUUUUAUUUUUAUUGUGGUGAAGGUAUUGAAUGGUGGUUAAUCAAAUAGCCCACUAGUUUCUACUUCUUCACGAUUCCCCAUUCUGUCCUCUGGCUUUGGACUUACUCUUUCUGCUGGAAUAAGUAAAUUGUUAAUGCUUCUUUUACAUCCUUUGUACUGUUUAAGUAAACAGGAAAAAUAAGACCCUCUGAAAUGACUUGGGUAUGACCAGGGAGUUGGGAUUCAAGGAGCAAAAAUUCCAGUGACUGGUAAACUUAAAGUAGAAGUUCACCUUAACACUAAAAUCUAUACACAUUCACGAUCUAAAACUAACCUAUGUAGCCCUGUAAAAGAGAAAUCGCUGUAUAUACCUUUUUUGAAGCCGAUCUGGUCCGGUCCCACGCUGAGCUGUCAGCGGCAGUUUCACUGUGAAGGCAGGUGCAGAGGAGGCAGCCAACAACGGAAGCCCCAUAGUAACUCCAUGGGUGACAACACUUCACAUACAUUUCCCAGCAGUUGCCUGCUGUCUCCUCUGCAGAGCUUCCGCCGCUGGAGACCGGACUGGAGUGGCAUCAAAAAAGGUAUGUAUAAGAUUUCUUCUUUACAGGGCUAGAUUGGUUGGUGUUCUAUCAUGGAUGCCCGUAGAUUUUAGAGAUUUUAGUGUUAGGGUGGACUGCUACUUUAAGAAAUUGCUGGGUGAUUCUAUCUACCUUCAUCCAUACAAAGCUGAGAUACCAGUUUUGUGUGAACUGACCCUUUUAAAGUGUAUUUAAAAACAAAAAUUAAAAUAUUACAGCUUUUAGUGCUAAGAUGUGGUGGCAACGUUGGUUUUAUUUUUUCUAACUUUUCACUUUAUUUUCACCUGCUAAUUCUGCAAAUAACACACCUUCUGUUCAUUCAUGUCUACACUCAUAUCUCUACUGUAGCUAUGUGGGAAGCCAUGGUUGUCCUACAGACUGGUCUUCAAAGAUUUUGUGCUGUCUUUUGAGCUCAUCUCAUGUGACAAAAACCCUGCCAUUUCUGGCGAGAUCAAGUAAUUUUCUGUACCUACUAAAAAUAUUCAUAGCCUCAAAAUGUGAAAAAGAGUGAAGCUACCACAUGUAAGGACUAGUAAGCUUAGUAUAUUACACUUUUUGUUUUUGAAUUUGUGUGCUUUAACUUUUGGUAAUAAAGUCCCCUAUAGUAUCCACUGUUGGCUAAACUAAGCAGUGGGGUUAAUUUACUAAAGGAGUAGUGACUCUUUACUUUUCCCUAGUAAAUGUGGUGAAGCAAUGUUCACAUCAAUGAUUUAAUCACGUGUAAGGGGAAAACUAUUUUUUAAUGUCUUUGUACAUGAUUAAUUAUUCAAUGUAAAUACAACCUUGCCUUAUUUACAAAGCUCAGUAAACCUUCACUUUGGUAAAAAAAAAACAAUCUCUACUCCCUUAGUAAAUCAACUUCCAGUGUCUCAAUUACAGUGCGUAAAAAAAAAAAUUCUCUAGAUUAUAGUAUUUUUACACCUGUGUUCACGCAAGAAAAACAAAAUUGAGUUGAAAUCUAGUUCUGUUUUUUAUCAAAUGUCUUACGGCUUAAAAUCUUUUUAUAAUGAUCAGGGCUAGAGGCUCUUUCUUGACCAAGUGAACUAGUUUAUAACAUUCUUUUACAAAUGCAUUCUAUCCCCUUUCCGACAAGUUUUGUAUAAUAAAAGCUCCCUGUUUUCUGGUAAAGCAGGACAAUGUGUGAGGUGCAAUAUUUAUAUAAACUUUUAGAGUUUUUGUGGGGUAAUUUAUCACAAAACUAUAAAGAGGUUACCAGUGCACUACUUUAAUACUGUAUUUGUUUGAAAUAUAAAUAUCUCACUGUUAUUAUGCAGUUGAUCUGCAUAUUUGUAUAUUAUGUUCAGCACUGUAUCAUCCUAUAUAAAGAUUUUUUUUUUUUUU